This is a messenger RNA of Closterium sp. NIES-65, 2640 nucleotides long. The record is from the annotation of a GenBank genome assembly. NCBI's taxonomy places the organism in Eukaryota, Viridiplantae, Streptophyta, Zygnematophyceae, Desmidiales, Closteriaceae.
AUGCAGAACAAGAGACCAUCCAGGGGGGACAUGAGGGACGGAAUAAGGCGCAUCAGCAUCAGCAUCAGCAUCAGCAUCUCCAUCACCAUCACCAUCACCAUCACCAUCACCAUCACCGCCGAUCUUUCCUUACGUUCGUUCCUCCAUUAUCCACCGCUCCCCUCAUUUCACACUGCCCUUUCCGGUCCUUGCUCCCUCCCCGUCUCCUCCCCUGCCGCUCCCUCCCGUCUCCCUCUCUCCCUGCCUCCUUCCCUCCCAUCCCUCUCUCCAUCGCUUUUCACCUCCCCACCCUCUCUGCCUCUCUCCCCCUCUCCCUCUCGCUCCUCCGCCUCCGUUCUCUCUUCCUUUCAUCACCUGCUACUGCAUUGCAUGCGCGCCUGUUCCCUUGCAGCAGCGGCAACGGGAGCGGGUGUAGGCCCUCCCUGCCCUGGCAUGCCCCCAAGGAGUCCGCUGAAGAUUGCUGCUGGUGGGGGCCGGCGGGAGAUCAUUCUGAUCAAGGAGCCAAAGAAGAGUAGGAGGCAGAGGGCUGCGUCUGUGGGUGGCGGUGCUGGGAGUGGGGCGGUUGGGGCAGUCUGUAUUACACAGGAGCAAGCCGUGGUUGGUGGCGGUGCUAGUGCAGGGGAGCAGCAGGAGCAGAAGAAGCAAGAGGGGCAGGAUGGGGAGGUUCAGAAGAAGGGGCAGGAGGAGCAGACGAUGCAAGAAGAGGAGCAGGCCAAGCAGAAGGAGGAACAGGAGGUGAAGCAGGAUGAGCAAGUGAGUCUGAUGCAGCAGAGUAGAACGUUAGCAGUGGCGCCUCAGCAGCAGCAGGAACAUCUCAAUUCACAGGCGCACGGGAAGGGUUAUAAGGGUUUAGGAAUAGAGCUAUCUGCUCCGCAGCAGGAAAAAGAGCAGACAGCAAACCUGCAGCAGCAGCAGUCGCAGCAAGUGAAGGUAGAAACUGCACUCAUUUCUGGGGUGAGUCAGCAAAUCGGGGGCAUAUCACUUGGGAAUGACAUGGAGGUCCCUACACCCAAGGGAUUCACCGCGUUAUUCUCCUCCUCCUCCUCCUCCUCCUCCUCCUCCUCCUCUUCCUCCUCCUCCUCCUCCUCCUCCUCCUCCUCCUCCUCCUCCUCCUCCUCCUCCUCCUCCUCCUCCUCCUCCUCCUCCUCCUCCUCCUCCUCCUCCUCCUCCUCCUCCACCACCACCAUGGCCCUUGCUCAACGGAAACCUUUCUACUCAACAUCAUUCGUUCCCGUGCAAUCCUCUACACCUGCCGAUUUCCCCAGCCUCUCCUCCCCUUUCCCCUCCUCCCCUGUCUCCUCCUCUUCCUCACGACCACCAACUAACCGCGUGUUACGUAGGGGCUGGUCGUCGGAAGUCCCUGGGGAUAGAAGCAGGGGUAAGAGGGCAGCGGGAGAUGGCAGCAGGGGGGGAAUGGGGCUGGGAGGGUACGGGGAACGUGAGAGCGUUUUGGUUGGGGAGUACACGAAACUGAAACGGCCUUCAACUAGUGGUGGUGGCGGUGGCGGUGGCGGCGGUGACGGCAGAGGUUUUCUUUAUAGUGAAGAAGGGAACAACACGCCAAGCGGCUCUAAGGUCAGCAAGGGCGGCGGCCUCUCCCUCCCUCUCACCGGUUUCCCCGACUCAUCCUUCAAUGCUUCAGUGUCGGGCGCAUGGCAGCAGUUCAGCCGCUCCCUACGCCUUCUCUCCCCGUUAGACCUCUGCGGAGCCCCGCCGCAGCCCUUGAGAGGAGCACGGCCGGGCGCCCGGCUGCCUGCCCUUGGGGGGUUUAGGGGGCUUGGGGGAGCAGCGGGGGGGGGAGGUGGGUCGGAGGUGGAGAUGGAGUGGAGGGAGAGGCUGUUAGAGAGGCGCAAGGAGGUUGGGUUCCAGCGGUCGUCCUCGCUGAGUGACGCAGAGGCGUUUCAGCAUCUGGGGCUGUAUGGGUUGGACGAGGAGGGGUAUGGGCAGGAUGGGGUGGGGAAGGAGGGGGGGGGUUUGGGAUCCAGGGACGGGAUGAGAAAGGGUGGGAUUGGCGCUGGGAGUGGUUUUGGCUUAGGAGUGGGUCGCAGCUCGAGUAGUAAGUCAGCAGAGGAGGGUGCUUCUGCUGGUUCUCCUGCGUCUGCUUCUGCUUCUGCCGUUGCGGGCGCUGGUGGUGGUGGUGCGAGCUCUGCUGGUUUCGCCGCUGUUGGCUUUGGUGCCGGUGGUGACGUGCUGGGCUUCCUGUCUCGUGGGUUCGGAGGCAGUAGCAGGUCAGCAGGAGGGGCGGUGGGAGCAGGGGCAGGGCGAGUGCAGCAGCAGCAGCAGCAGCAGCAGCAGCAGCAGCAGCAGCAGCAGCAAGGCAGUGGGGGUGCGGGCCUGGCAGCGUGCAUCAGCGGUGCAGCAGGCAGCACAGGGAGGAUGAUGGGAGGAGGAGGGGGUUGGAAUGCAGUGGGUGCAAGUGGUGAUGAUGACGAUGACGAGUCGCUGCUGCUGGGUUACUCGAGAAUUGAUGUUGAUGGUGACUCUGCGGGGGGUUCAGGGAGAAGCGGGGAGCAGGAGGAGGGCGUGGAGGCAGCCGUGGGAGUGGGGGUGGGCGUGGGGAGGCUCUGUCUGCUUGUCGCCGUGUUGGCUCUGCAAGCCCUUGUUGGCGCUGCAAUUGCCUUCCUUGUUCUCUUCACCUGA